Molecule: messenger RNA, 5924 nt
Organism: Sphaerodactylus townsendi
Lineage: Eukaryota; Metazoa; Chordata; Lepidosauria; Squamata; Sphaerodactylidae
Gene: SPEF2
Product: sperm flagellar 2
Exons: 38
Coding region: 85-5640 (1851 amino acids)
Biological process (GO): sperm axoneme assembly
Cellular component (GO): sperm midpiece; manchette
Molecular function (GO): protein binding; calcium ion binding
Source: RefSeq, a predicted model, not a curated record
GUUACGGGACGCGGGGCGCGAGGCGCAGCUCGAGCCGGUCCGGAGUCCGGUGCAAAGUGAGGCCAGCCAGGGUUGCCCGCGGGCAUGACGGACAUUCUGUGCGACUGGCUGAACAAAGAAGUGAAGCUCUCGCGGGUGGUGGAUCCAGAAUCUUUUUCUAAAGAAUUUUCCUCUGGAUACCUCAUUGGAGAACUUCUGCACAAAUAUGAACUUCAGGAUGACUUUGACCAGUUUUCGCAAAGCAGGGUUGCCAAUGCAAAACUUAACAACUUUUCUCGCAUGGAGCCCACCCUACAACUCCUGGGUGUGCAGUUUGAUCAAAAUGUGGCCCGAAACAUCAUGAUAGAGCAGCGUGGGGCUGCCACCAAGCUGGUGUACCAGCUGUAUGUGGCUCUGGAGAAGAAGAAGAAAGCUGGACUCACAGGAGUAGCCAUGGAUGCUAUGAGGCCCUCGGCUCCUGCAAAGCUCAAGAGCGUUGGGACUGAGAUGUAUCGAGAGCGCCUGAAAACCUUAGUGCCGCGUCAAGCAGACCUGUCUCUCCAGCAAAUUUCAGACAACUUCCAGAACAAAGCCAAGGACAUGGACAGUAAGAAAAAUCAGAUGCAACUCGUGGAGCAACAGAAAGCCAAGAAAUUGCAAGAGGAGAAAAAAGUUAAAGACACGGAAAAGAAAGUUGUGGAGAAACGGAGGCAGCAUGAAAUCAUGGCCAAGAUUCAAGCAGCAAUCAUCCAGAUUCCAAAACCAUUGCCUCAGCACACCAUGCAGGCGAUUGAAGCUCAGAAAUUGCUGAGAAAGAAAAGGGAGGCAGAAAGCACCUACACAGAAAUUCAGAAGUUUGAACAGCAAUUGAGGAAAGGGACCACCAUGCACACUAUGACCAAACUCAACGACAGCAUGAUGCAGAUGGUUUUGCAGCCAAAACACCUGGAAGCCUCAGGCCCAGGUAUCACACUGCUACUGAACACCUAUUCUGAUGAUGAAUACAUAAGGAAGAUUCAGAAACGGCUUGAGGAAAACACCUUUGCUCGGGAGCAGCGGGAGAAAAGGCGGCGGAAGAUGUUACAAGAACAGCUGGUUGCCCAUGAAGCGCAAGAAGAGGCAUACAGAGAGGAGCAGCUCAUCAACCGACUGAUGAGACAAUCUCAGCAGGAGCGCAGAAUCGCUGUGCAGCUGAUGCAUGUACGGCACGAGAAAGAAGUGUUGUGGCAGAACCGGAUAUACAGAGAAAAACAAUUUGAGGAAAGACGACUUAAAGAAUUCCAAGAAGCUCUUGACAGAGAGGCGGCUCUUGCAAAACAAGAGAAAAUUGAGCUUGAGGAUCAAGCCCUUAAGGAGAAACAGCUGCAUGCCAAACUUGCCGCUGAAAGGGCCGAGGCUCGCUACAAGAAGCAUUAUUCUAUUUGUUGGGAAGUGGUUGAACAAAUUAUUGAUGUAGCGACCAAAAUAGGAGAAUACCGAAUGCUGACAAACAACUUAAUCCCAGCAAAACUGAUGAGUGAGUGGAAGGAACUGUUCUUAAAAGGACUGCCAAUUCACGACCCACCUGUGAUCGACUUUUUGCCGAGUGACCUUACUCCUCCACUUGAAAAAAUGAGUUUUCUAGAUGAAAAAAAUUAUGAUGAAUAUAAGAGUAUGACAGGAGAAUGGUACCCUCCAGAGGACAUCAGUGCAAAUAAACCUCCACCCAACAACCCGAUACUGGGUCAUGUGAUUUAUCGAAUGAUGAGCAUGGUCUAUCCCCCGGAACCGGAGCCACCUCCACCUGUGAUUUCUCCAUUUCCUCUCAAGGGAUGUAUUUUGGGGAAGCUCUGUAGUGGGAAAACCACCUGUCUCAACUUCCUGGAAAAAGCUUGCAACACCCUGCCAUUGUGUAUGGACCAGUUGAUCUCCGAGGCCAUCGACGCCUACCAUCAAAAAGAACUGGGGAGCGCGACUUGUGAGGAUCUAGAGAGAACGGAGGACGCUCCCUUAAGUCAAAUCGAGGUCAUGAAGGCUGCCUCCAAAGCUUCCCUGGUAGCGCUGAAGAUUUACGAUAAUGACAGCAGAGGGUCUGACCAAAUGUCAAUCUCGAUUAGGUCAACAGAGUUGACCGAUGAAGCGGACGACUUAACCAGGCUUUCUAUUCGUGCUCAACUUGGAGCAGCUGCAGAAACACUGCUGAAGAGAGGAAAAAGCAUUCCUGAUGAAUUAUUAGUUGGCAUCAUGGUUGAAAAUAUUAGCCGGCUUGCACCAAAUCAAGGUUGGAUCAUAAAUGGGUUUCCAAUGACGCUGAAACAGGCCAAGCUCCUUGAAAAGGCCCUGACAGGGCGAGAUCCGGAUCAGCCAGUAGCAACGGAUGCCAGCAUGAAAAAACCCACCUUGGCUGUAGACCCAAGAGCACUAAAAGAGCUACCUGUGUUCCCACCUGCUCUUGACUUCGUCAUAUUGUUAGAGGCUUCAGACGCCAUCGUUCUGAACCGAGUGGCAAACAGGAAGCCUGUUUCUGACAUCUAUGAAGACGGUGAUGCUGCAAGAGAAAAAGAAUAUUCCCUGAGAGGCCAGAUGCAACAGCGAAUUAUUGGCUUCCAGGACACUUGGCCAAAACUCGAAUCUUGGUUUGCUGAGCAGCAAAAUAUACUAAUAAAAGUUAAUGCAGAGACAGAGGAGGAUCUUUUGUUUGAAAGUGUAAAAGGAAUUUUAGAUGAGCAAAUAGAAAACAAAAGAAUUGAACAGGAAAGGAAAGAAGCCGAGAAAAGAGCACGAGAACUUCUUUCUGCCGCAUCUGCGGAACAGGUAUUGGAAGUAAUACCAGGAAAGUUGGAGGAACUGGCACCUGUUUUGUCUGUUGAGAUCCCGGAGCCAGAACCUGUGGAGCUCAAACCAGAGCCUAAAGCCCCUGCAGAAUCCCCUCCAUCAACUUCAUCUCGUAAAGGAAAAGCAAGAAAGAAAGAUGACGCAGCCAAAGGAAAAGAAGCAGGCAGCAGACCAGGUACCCCACGAGGAAAAUCACAGGGGAAAAAUGUCCAGCUACUCCUUGAAGAAUCACCACCUCCUGCUGUUAUAGAACCACCUGCAAUUAAACCAGGAACAGCCGAAUGGGUUUACGUCGACGAUCCACUUCCAACCGAAAUCCCUGAGUUCCUAAUCCCAUAUUGGGAAAUUGUAGAGGCCUCCUAUGUCAAGAACGUCAAGGCUACUCUUCGACAACUUCGAGCUAAGCAGCUGAUUGGCAUUCAUUACCUGUCGGCUAUUAGAAAUAAUUUCGAGGAAUAUUUAAAACGUCCAGACCAUAAGCAAGAAUUUGUGACUCAGUGGCAAGCUGAUUAUAACUCCGUGGCAGAUGACCUGUGGGAUGAUGAUGAAACCAAAGAGGAGCUGCACCAAAGAGUUACCGACUUGAGAGAUCGCCUGUGGGAUAUUUGUGAAAACAGAAGAGACGAAGCCGAGCAGGAGCGCAGCGACAUCAUGAAUAACAAGUGGCUGCCAGAUUGGAUGGGACUUCUGGUUAAUCACAUCCUUUCACUGAUGCAGUAUGAAGUGGACCGUUUCCAAGAUACCAAGAGACUGUUGCACGACUAUUACCGAGGAAUGGAAGGCAAAAUCCCUAUGGAGACCAACACAGAGUUUACCAAAAUACCCUUGUUGGACGUGAUUCAAGGAGAUGAAGAGGGCAAGAUUAAAAUAAUUCCUUUGUUAAGUCGCAAGUGUCCUUCUCCGGACAUAGUGCUCACCAAACAAAAAACCAAAGUCUUUCAAAUGAAGAGUGCGAAGGAGGAUUAUCAGGCUUGUGAAAGUGCCUUGUUUAAUUUUAGCUCCGACGAGAAACUGGUCUCUGAGACAUGGCACAAUGCCAUCCUCACAAUAACUAAUAUGGUCAGCGCUGAGAUGCAAGACAAAGAGGCCGAGGAAGAAAAAGAGCGCUUGCAGCAAGAAAUCAAAGAGAAAGAACACCAGAAAUCUUCCCAAGCAGCUGCUGGCAAAGGAGGGAAAGGCGGAAAAGGUGGAAAAGAGGGCAAAGGUGGAAAAGAGGGCAAAGGCGGAAAAGGCGGAAAAGAGGGCAAAGGUGGAAAAGAGGGCAAAGGUGGAAAGGAUGCCAAGGGGACUGCAAAGGAGAGCAAAGAGAUCAAAAAAGGGAAGAAGAGAGAAUCUACAUGUCUGGUCGAAUCACCACUAGUCCUAUUAUCCCCUGAGGAACUGAAAAAACAAGAGCAAAAACUUAAGUUGAAGCAGGAAUUUUUUACUGCGCUGGAACUUGAAGCGGAGGCUGCAAAAUCUCGACUUGAGCUGUUAAAAGUUAAAGCGCAUGCCUUCAUUGAAGAUCUAAUCUCGAAAGCCGAACUAGCAUACAGGGAUAUGGAGAAAUGGCUUGGAGACAGAUACCUGGCUGAAAUGUCCAGUGUUGACAAAUUAAUCGAGGUUGCCCGUCACCAUAUUGAAAUAGCUACCAGAAUCCAGAAUGAGCUAGUUCUAGAAGGGACAGAGUUUUACAUUAAUGGCGAUAUCAAAGUAUUCCCGGACCCUGCCCCUCCGUCCCGCCCUCCAUCGGUAGAGACUGCUAUGAAUGGCACUCUAACAAUUUCACAGCUCAACAGUCUUCAUAAGCAAUUUCUACAGGUGGCUCCGAAAGGUUUAAUACCGACUAAAAUGUUCAUUGACAUUAUUUGUGACCUGGUCACUUUGACUCUUGGUGCCAAUAUGCUCCCUGAUAGCUGGAUGCACCUCUCGAUGUAUGAAAUACAAAAUAUGGCAUCAAUGCUGACUGUGAAUCCGGACAUGGUGGACUGGCGCCGGUUCUUACUAACGGCUUCCCAGCCCUGGCCUAUACCCGCUGUAAUGGAGUUGUUAGAAACACUGGAAAGGUUCCAGGCUGUGGAUGAAGAUAGAUCAGGCUUUGUGACACGGGAACAAUAUAAUCAGGCUGGCCUCUGGUUUAAAGGCAGUGAAGAUCUUGUCGUUCCAGAAAGUCCAACAGAACCCUUACCAUAUAAUCGGCAGCUGCACCUUAUAAAGUUUUUAUUCACAUUAUUUGCUGACGCCCAAAAAGAUCGACCUCUGCUGGACUACAUGAAGAUGUUGCUUUAUUUCGCCUCUGACCCCGAUGGUGUCGACGGUGUCUAUCGGGCCCUCAGCGUUGCUACAGGAACGUACAUCCACAGGAAAAAAGAGAAAUACCCUCCUAUUCCCCAUCUGUUCAUUUCUGCUUCUGAACGUCUGAUUAUUGAUGAACGUGACGAGCUGGCUGAGGAGGAUGAAGGUGGUGAAGAAGAGGAGGAGGAGGAAGAAGAGAAGGAAAAGGAAGAUGAAGAUGAAUUUUACACCAACGAAGGAAUGAUUUCUCUGCCUACCCUACUCAGAGUGUUUCAGCAUGAAACAGUGGAAGCAGAGGACGACCAUCGGUUUAGUGAUUGUCUGACAGAAGAGGACAAUUAUGAGCACUUCUUUAAAGUAUACAAGGAUCUCAGCCCUGAGGAUUUGGAGCCCAUCACUGUGGCCCAGCUCCUGAAGCAUCCCUUCAUUCAAGACCUGGUGAACAACUACCAGGAUUACAAACUUCCUAACAUUUUCAGCAGCGAUGAAACGGUACCAUGGGGCAAUCUCCAACGAGGGCGAGAGUUGUUGAAAUGGAAUACUUAUAUUACGUGUGUUAGAGCAUUAAAGUAAUACGAUUUGCCCCCAAAAUACAACUCUUAAAAUAUACAUCAAGAAAGGAUUUUAAAAUGCUUCUGCAGAGAGUCGACCAAACUCAGCCAAUGAACGGAGAAGCCAUCAGCUUAUAAAGAAGUUAAAAGUAUCAGGGGUAGGGGAAAAACACUGGAAUUUUCUUUUGCUACAGCAGAAGAAUUUUUCUAAGUACUUGCUCUGUUAUACAACUACAUCCUUCUACUACCCAUGGUUAUGUUUUGUAUUAACCCCUUCAUUUUAAAUAAAAGUUUAUUUAAUUUAAA